AUGAUCAAAGUCAAGUUCUGUGUAUUGCUUUUCUCGCAAUUGUUGACAUCCACAACAGCCUUCGAUAAUCAUGAAGAUCAAACUAAAAACAUUUCAAUCGAUUCUCAUGAAUUUGAAUUGAGUAAAAAGCAUAUAAAUACAAAACUAAAGGUUACAAUAAAUGAACAAAAUAUUGAUGAAGCUAUUAAAUAUGGUUUUGAUGUAACUGAACAUCUAAUAACAGUCAAAGAGCCUCUUUGGUAUGAAAUGGGAUUAGUAUUAGAUAAGAGUCAUCCUGCUAGUAAAGUAGCAGAGUUUGGGAGACCGAAUGAGAAGGCUUUGAAACUAUCACAUUUCGGCAUGGCUGCAUUGGAAACAACUAAAAAAAUUAUCGAUAAUCUUCCGGAAAAUAUGAGCCGUGAAAUAGCUAGCUUUCCUCUUUCGUUUAAAUCCAAAAUUUUAGUUGACGAUUGUCCUUUAAAUCAAAAGCCGAGAUGUCCCAUAUCAUCUAGAAAAUAUAGAACAUUCGACGGUUCUUGUAAUAAUAUUUUAAAUCCAUGGAGAGGUUCAUCUAUGUUACCAAUGCAACGAUUUUUACCCCCAAUCUACGAAGAUGGUAUUCAGAGUGUUAGAAGAUCUGUACUAGGAACAAGACUUGCGUCAGCUAGAGAAAUAAGUUCCAAAAUUCACAAGGAUAAAAACCAAGAACAUAAUUUGCUUACUUUAAUGUUCAUGCAGUGGGGACAAUUUAUUGAUCAUGACGUAACUUCCGUCGUCAAAUCUAGAGGUUUUAACGGCUCAGUCCCUAGAUGCUGCACUAGUGAUGGAAGAAAAUUGUUACCUAAGGAACUUUCACAUCCUUCAUGUUUACCUAUAGAAAUUCCAGAGAAUGAUUGGUUCUUUGGUAAAUUUGAUAUUAGUUGUAUGGAAUUUCUGAGAAGCGCUCCUUCUACAAGAAUAAACUGUGAUUUGGGAUGGAGAGAACAAAUUAAUCAAGCUACUUCUUUUAUAGACGCUUCAACAAUUUAUGGUAAUGAUCUUGAAACAGCAGAUACUAUAAGAACAUUUAGGCGCGGUAAGAUUUUUUAUGGUAGACCUCUUGGAGAUCGACCACUGCAACCACCUGAUCCUCUAGGAGGUGAAUUGUGCAAUGCUGGGGCAUUAACAACUGAUUGCUUUGAAACAGGAGACACUAGAGUAAUAGAGCAACCUGGUUUAACGGCAAUACAUACAGUUUGGAUUAGAUAUCAUAAUAAAAUAGCUACUCAAUUGUCUCGAAUGAAUCCCCAUUGGACAGAUGAAAAGGUAUAUCAAGAAACAAGAAGGAUUGUUUAUUCACUCAUUCAACAUAUUACUUAUAAAGAAUUUCUUCCUGUAUUAUUGGGACGAGAAGUAAUACAACUUUUUGACUUAGAUUUGAUCAGUAGAGGAUAUUAUGUCGAUUACAAUCCCAAAGUAGAUCCUAUGGUAGCUAAUGCUUUUAGUACAGCAGCUUAUAGAUUUGGACACAGUAUGGUACAAAAUUCUUAUGUAAGAUUUGAUGGGAAGCAUCGUCCUAUUUUCAACAAUGUAUCUCUUCACGACGAGUUUACAAACUUUGAAAAUAUCUGGAGUUUUGGUUCGGUCGAUAGGACAUUGUUAGGUUUCUGUAAUCAACCAUCUCAACGUAGAGACGAAUUUAUCUGUGACGAAUUAUCUAAUCAUCUCUUUCAAUCGACUGAUAUGCCUUUCGGUAUGGAUUUAGCUGCAAUUAAUAUUCAAAGAGGUCGAGAUCAUGGAAUCCCACCUUAUACGUCAUGGAGAGAACCUUGCGGACUAACACCAGUACGAACAUGGGAUGAUUUAAAUAAGAUUUUCAGUUUGGAGACAGUAAAUAAAUUUAGAAGUGUCUAUAGUCACGUGGACGACAUUGACCUUUUCAGUGCUGGAUUGGCUGAAAAACCUGUCAAGGGUGCAGUGGUUGGACCCACGUUUGCUUGUAUUAUCGCACAACAAUUUGUUAAUUUGAGAAAAGGAGAUCGAUUUUGGUACGAGAAUGGUAACUUCGCUUCCUCUUUUACACCAGCUCAGUUACAGCAAAUUAGGCGAGCAACCUUCUCCAGUGUACUAUGUCAGACUUUAGACGAAAUAGAAACAAUACAACCUUUCGUAUUUUUGGCGGCCAACAGGGAAAAAAAUAGCAGGCUCUCUUGUGAAGAUCCUCUAUUAAAAAAUUUCGAUCUGUUUCCAUGGAAAGAAACUGACCCUAAUAGAGAGGAUAUUAGGUCAUUUUCAAGAGAAGGAUCUUAUAGCUUAUCAGAAACGAGACGAAACACCAUAUUAAAAAAUAGAAAGAAGGAAAAACCUUCUUCUACGAUUACUACCAGUCAUACUAUUGUAAUUCAAAAUAGUGGGGAUUCUUUGAAGACUAAAAAAACUGAAAAACCUCUAGAAGUUAAUAUCAAGAUUGAAUAUUAUCCUCCUUCUAACCAGCUGAAUACUAAAAAAGUGACUGCAGUUACUCCAGCAGGCACUUUUGCUUCCAAUUACUUCGAUCAGCAACCCAUAUCGUAUCCAGUUUUUCUACAAUUGCCACCAGUACAGAAUGCGUACAACUAUCCUUCUAAUAAACCAAGUUUCUCACAAACCAAACCCAUAUUCACAUCCUCUGGUUCCAGUAAUGAAGUUAAUUAUGGGUCAGACAACUACAGACCUCUACAAAUAUAUCAUAAACCCAAGGACGAAGCUUACAAUCAUCCUGUAAAUUACAUACCUGGUGAUGAUUAUGGUGAUGAAGUAAUAUUUGAGGACACACCCUUCGUAACAUCCAACAAACCUACAACAUACAAACCAAUAACGAAUCAUUUUUUAUAUAACGACGUCUACGUAUCAAAGAAACCAAUCAAAACUAGUUACGACGCUAAUAUUCAUGAAUAUUUCCAUAAAAAUAAAUAUCAGAAAGUUGAUUCUCCUGUGAAGAUUUAUUCCAAAGGCUACGUUCAGAAGGUAGAUGCUAGUAAUAUCGACGAAAAAUUAGAUUUCAAAACGCGAUUAGUGGAUAAAACCAAACAAGAGAAUAAAGAUAAGAAGUUUGUCAAAAUUUCGUCUAUAAAGUUACAAUCUCAAGUCUCGAGUAAUGUUGCGAUAAUAGAUACUGCUUUCCAAAGAGAAGGAGAAAUCGAAAUAACCGAAGGAAAUGACAAUGAGAUGCGACUGGUGGAAAUGGACGUGGCUCCUACUGAAAAUGACGAUAAUAACUGGUUGGUUUAUAAUGAAACCGAAGAAGUGAUAUCAAUAUUAGGUGUACCAAAUAUGAAUACUCAAACAGACAGUACAGAAGAUCUACCUCGACCUAUUGAACAUUGGAGAAAAAUUAAGUAA
Diorhabda carinulata is the source of this 3339-nucleotide messenger RNA. Its product is annotated as peroxidase-like. The record is from RefSeq and is a predicted model, not a curated record. Bases 1 to 3339 code for a protein of 1112 amino acids. The transcript is spliced from 13 exons. Gene Ontology annotation, biological process: response to oxidative stress. Gene Ontology annotation, molecular function: heme binding; peroxidase activity. Lineage: Eukaryota; Metazoa; Arthropoda; Insecta; Coleoptera; Chrysomelidae.